CAACGUUACUUCCUGUCACACAGAAAUAAAGCAAAGAAGGAAUCAAGUAUUUAUGGCGGAACAUGACGUUAAUUGGACGAGGCGGGGAUUCAAGAAUAUGUGUUAGAACCUAUAUAUGGAAAUAUGGGUUCUAGAAUCAGAGAUAAGCCAGAGAAAAUCUAUGAAGUUUUCAUGGAGAUUGGCAAGGCCAAUGGAGAACAUGAAGAACCCUUUUUGAUACAAAGUUAUCCCAGAGACUACAGUGAUGAGGAAGUUCUUAAGUCUGUUCCCAAAUUUGCGUUUCCAUGCGACACUGAAAGGUACACGACGACAGUGGACCACUUCACAUUUGUGCUUACAGAGAUAGAUAGUACCCUGAAGUUUGUGUUUUGUCGUCACGCCACUGGGGCCCAAACAUGUCUGUGUAUCGUCAGUUACUUCCCUUGGUUCGAGAUCUUUUACAAUCUGCUCAACCAGUUGGCAGAGAUGCUGAACCACAACUACGAGAGAGAUAUGACAUCCUUUCUAAGAGCUGCAUAUAUCCAGGAUGUUCCAGCUCCUGGUGUACCAGUUACUAUAGCAGCCAAUCAGGAAAUGUUGAACUUCACUGCUCCAGAAGUAAAUAAACUACCAAGUAUACCUUCAAAUAGAAACCUAACAGAGUAUUACAAUGCCCUGGAUACUGCCAACAUGAUGAUUGUGUUUGCCAGUAUGCUGAAUGAGAGAAGAAUCGUUGUGACGUCUCGUCGCCUGUCACGCUUGACUGCCUGUAUCCAUGCCUCAGUGUCUCUAUUGUACCCUAUGUUCUGGCAGCAUCUCUUCAUCCCCAUACUUCCAGCUCACCUUUUAGAUUACCUCAGUGCACCCAUGCCAUACGUGAUAGGAGUACACUCCACACUGAUGGAGAAAAUGAAGAUGUCUGAAUUAGGUGAUGCUGUUAUAGUGGAUGUAGACAGCAACACCGUACAGACAGAGCACGAUGACCUCGAGGAUCUGCCGUCUGAUAUCUCAUCAUAUCUGAAACGCCACCUAAAGGGUGACAAAGUGAGGAUAUCCAUGCAGACAUCAGGUGACGCCAUCCCCAGAACAUUCCUUAUGGCUUUAGUACGACUCAUAGGUUGUUACAGAGAUGCACUGCGAUUCAAACAAGGAGAACCUAUCACUUUUGACCCUGAAGCAUUUGUACUCUCGCGACCUCAAUCCAUGCAGCCAUUCCUUGAAAAUAUGCUUCAACUUCAAAUAUUUCAACAGUUUAUCAACGAACGUCUAGACAUGCUCAACUGUGGACAUGGUUUCAGUGACAUCUUUGAGGCUGAGGCCCUACAAAAUGCAGACAAGCUCAAUACUCAGUCACGUUAUAAAGAGUGGCUCUCUAAUAUGAAGAAACAAGGCAAUAAAUUUCAAAAAGGUGGAAAAGACAUUUGGGCUGGCAUUAAAGAAAAGGCCGCACCAGUUAUGUCUAACGCCGUUCAUUCUGUCAAGUCACAAGGCAAGAAGGCUUACACAGGUAUAAAGAACAAAAUGGCAGACCUAAAGAAGGAGGAUGAACCUGCUAAUACGAAGACUAAAAGCAUGAAAUAUCCGUCCACCCCAAAAAUGACCUCCCGCGAUCGCCCCUCUACAGUUAUAGGGCAACCACUGAAAACACUACGUCCUCCUCGACCUCCAGUGCUGUCUUCACCAACAGGAGACAAACUUAUUGUGUCAUCAUCAUCACAGGACAGGAUUUCAAGAUACAAGAUGAUAACGGUGGAAGAAAAGUUUCAUGAUGACUCUGAUGUAGAGUUAGCAUACAACAGGGUUAGUGUGAAUCUUUUGAGUGACCCAGAUAUUCAACAGGCACUGAACCGAGCUGCCAGUGCAGAAAACAUCGUCCGUAUGUCAGGCAAAACCCAUCAACUGGUUGAGAACCUGGACGGAACAUCAUCAGGCCCAUCCAGUGGUAGAAACUCCCCAUCUACUGUCAGUAGCUCCUCAGCGUUUGAGUACCAGGAGUCCGAGAAUACUGGAUAUCAUCAUCAGGGUAACAGAGACACUUUUGGAAGUGUACCAUUUAUUGAUAUAAGCUCAGAAGAUGAAUAUGUCGGAUUAUCAAAUCCAAAUGAUCAAUAUGUGAAACUGGCAUCAUCAUCUGGGAAUGUUUCCACUUCAAAGUUGGGUCAGGAUGAUCAUCCCGUUCCUCCACCCAGAAGUUCCAGGAGUCCUAUUUCCACAGCUCUAGCAGACAGAUUGAUAAGUGACAGAUCAAAGGCUGGUAGUCCACCACCUCCAGCUCCUCACUUGGCCCCGAAACCUGUACCUCGACAAAGUCUAAAGCGUAAAAAUGAAGGACAACAGAAACAGCUGGCAACAGACUCACUGAUGCAGUUUCAGAAUUUAGAAUUGGAGGAUAGUUUUGAUCCAUUUAAAUCACCAACAUCACAGACAGUAUCUCAGAUAGACAAGUUAAAAGACCUGACUUCGCCUACAGAGGAUCUCAGCACUAGUGUGAACAGGACUCCAGCCUUCAGGAUGCCUGCCACAGGAAUUCCUAAAAGACAAAGUAUGAAAAGAGAUAAGUCUUUGUCCCCGGAAAAAGACAAUAAUACUGGUCAAAACCUGUUGGAUUUUGACCCCUUGGCUAGUUCUAGCAAAGUUCAGAGCUCUGUCCCCCAGAAAACUGGGACACAGGGUAACCCAACAUCUCCAGAACUGCUACAGAAUUGGAACAUAGACCACUUAAAGACUAAAACACAUGACCUUGGUCCAAUGCCAAAGCCUGGCUUUGUACAAAGGACAGCUGCAGAGUUUGCUUUAAGUUCAGGUGGUCAGAAUAACAUAAGUGUAUCCUAUGGGAAGCGCCCCUCCCCUGCAGUUGUUCCACGCCCAACCUCAGUCCUACCAGACCACAUCCCAUCAUCCUCUAGUCCAUACUCUACCCCUAAUUCGUACAAUCCUACCCGCCCUAGCUACAGGCCUGUUACAUCAUCACCUAACAUUCUCAAGCCCGAAACCUCAAAGUCCAAAGGGACUGAUCCCUUUAGUGAUUUGGUAGGCAUCCAGUUAGGGCCGACCAGUCAACCGCCUCCAACUAACGUGGCUUCCCCAGCACCCCAAAUGAAUAGAUGGGAAACAUUUGAAUAAAGAACAGUGAUAUGUAGAUAAUAUGUUGUGUAAAUUUUAUCAUAAAUUGUUAAAUAGAUUUAGAGCCCUUGGUCAUAGUGAAGUAUUCUCCUUUAAUUAAUUGUCAGGUCCUGAUUCAUGUAAAGUCUGUCCACCAUUUUGAAAUAGACUCUUUGGUCUCCGUUACAUUAGCCCACUAUUCGUACUACGAGUGUGCCACCCUCUGGUCCUUGUUAAGUUUGUUCAAUCUGACUUGCAAUAUCUCACCCCUUUGGUCCUAAUUAAAUCUGCCCCCCUCCCCCACCUCCACUCUAACUAGCAGUAUAUCGCUCUAUGUUAAGUCUGUUAAAUCCUACUAGAUGUGUAUCAUUACGUCUGUUCACCAAUCUUACUAGCAGUAUAUCACUCACUGGUCCAAGUUAAGACUGUUGACCAAACAUUAACCAACUGUAUGUCAUUCCCUGAUCAUAGUCCACUAAUCUAACUUGAUACAUAUAGCAGUAUAUCUCCCACUGGUCAGAGUAAACUGGGGCCUCUUACUUACUACAUGUAGCAGUAUAUCUCCCACUGGUCCAGGUAAAGUGGGGCCUCUUACUUACUACAUGUAGCAGUAUAUCUCCCACUGGUCAGAAUAAACUGGGGCCUCUUACUUACUACAUGUAGCAGUAUAUCUCCCACUGGUCCAGGUAAAGUGGGGCCUCUUACUUACUACAUGUAGCAGUAUAUCUCCCACUGGUCCAGGUAAAGUGGGGCCUCUUACUUACUACAUGUAGCAGUAUAUCUCCCACUGGUCAGAGUAAACUGGGGCCUCUUACUUACUACAUGUAGCAGUAUAUCUCCCACUGGUCCAGGUAAAGUGGGGCCUCUAUUUUACUACAUGUAGCAGUAUAUCUCCCACUGGUCCAGGUAAAGUGGGGCCUCUUACUUACUACAUGUAGCAGUAUAUCUCCCACUGGUCAGAGUAAACUGGGGCUUCUUACUUACUACAUGUAGCAGUAUAUCUCCCACUGGUCCAGGUAAAGUGGGCCUCUUACUUACUACAUGUAGCAGUAUUUCUCCCACUGGUCCAGGUAAAGUGGGGCCUCUUACCUACUACAUGUAGCAGUAUAUCUCCCACUGGUCCAGGUAAACUGGGCCUCUUACUUACUACAUGUACCAGUAUAUCACCCUGAGGUGUAAAUGAGGCUGUAAGUAAGUCUUGUUGAAUGUUUUUCAUAUUGUAAAUACAUACUACAGUAUGAAUAAAAAUGAAAUUAAAGAAAUUAAAUCCCGGUUUGCAAAAUUAAUAGCUUGGUUGGCUGGUCUGGUAUUCUCAUCAGCUUUAUCAUAUGUAGAAUGCUCAUUUUUUGUAAUCUGUCUCGGGGUAUACGCCUUUACCAUGGUAAACCACCAAAGUUCCUCCGCAAAGGAGAUAAAACAUCUCUAUACUAACACAGUGAUUAUUGUGGGUAUCAGCUAUUUUAUAUAAUAAUUGUUCUACGAACAGCAACCCUUGUUUUAUAAAACUUAUCACCCUGGCUUUGUGAGUUCAGAGAAAUUUUUUAGGUGACUUAAUAUUUCUAAUACUUUAGUUAAGAUCGCCCUCUGAUUGUAGUUUUAUCUGCAAGAAAUAGACAAGGUAUUAAGUAUGUAUUUAAAUAUUUAGAAGUUGACUUGUCAACCCAUCGCCCCUAAACAUAACUUUGAUCACAGAGUACACAAAGGUGCUGCUAUGUUUGAGAGAAGCUAAUGUUUUGAUAUGGAAAUGCAAUGUAUGAUUGUUUAAUGUUUUAACAAAAGCAAUCUUAGAUAUUUUCAAAAUGUUUGAAUUGUUUGACCUGAUGAUAGGAAUCAGUUGCCAGAUGUACAGAUGAUGCCAGGAUUCAGAAGGAUAAGGUUACCAGUGACAUGGGUCCUCUUUCUCCUCAUCUUGAUAAUGUAUAUUGAAAAGACGUUCUUAUAUCUUAACUUGCUAAUUGGUUGUGGUAUAAAAAUAUCUUUUCAAUGUGUUACACUUUAUUUACCAUUCUGUCAGCUAUUUUUUCAUAUAGAAUUGUAUCACGUCAAAAGACGUUAGCUGUAAAGAUGGAUUCCAUUUGAUGGUUUUAAUUUUUGUAAUUUACCAAAAGUUUUAUGUAAAAAAAAUUUUUUAACAAAAAUCAUGAAAUUGACUCAAUUUCAGAUAAAUAUUUUUCAUAUAUUUCCUCCUAGAACAUAGCAGAAAGGAGAACGUCCGCAAAAAUAACAUUUACACAAUUAGGCAUGUCUUACAUCCUGAAUGACAUUCAUGUGACAACUCCAUCAUGACGUCAUGAUUGUCUUGUCAAUAUGUUAUAUCUUCAUCAAUAUUGCCUGUCUGAUAGGAAAAUAAAUUUUCCUUCUUUUUUUUUUAACAAAAAUGAGUGACAUGAGAAAUAGAAUCUUACAUUCUGGUCCAAGUCAUAUAGAAUUAUCUAAUUUGUCAAAUAAUUUGAUGUGACAUGAGCCUUAAGGCUAAUGUUGUACAUAAUUAACCAUGGUUAAGGAAUUCAGUAUUAUAUGCACAUUUGUAUAAAAUGCUGUCAAAUUAAAAAUAACACAAUAAACAGUUUAUUAUUUGUAACACAUGUCAAGUUAAGGAUUGGUAAGUUUCUAUUGUACUCUAGUCUAUACACUUGUGAAGUGAUUGGAGAUUGAAGAGAUUGGGAUACCGAAUGUUGACAGAUGUUUUCUCUGUACUCUGCACUUAGAUGAACAGGCUGUGUUACUGAUCUAGAUAGAAAUUUCCCUUUAGACUGUAGGCAGGGUUUGGACAUUACUCAGAUGUGGUGCCAUUGACAAUUUCAGAUAGAAGUUGGAGUGGUUUGAGGUUUCCAUGGAAUUAUGGAGCCGGGUUUGUGGUUGUCUAUUGGGGCGAUGACUUUUUAUGCCCAAGGAUAGAAAGAUCAAGGGCAUAUUAUCUUGUGCUGUCUGUUUGUCUGUUGUCAACUUUAACCUUACCAAUAACUUUGACAUCAUAAGAGGUAGGAUUUCAAUAUUUGGCAUGCAUGUUUCUUAUGACUAGACCUUUCUGGUGGUUCCAGAAUGUUUGACUAUAUGACCCUGACUGUGACCUUUGACUUACAUUUGGAAAAAGUUAAACAUUGGCCUUAACUAUUGCACAAUGAAGACAUAAGUGUUUCACAAAGUGUGCAUGCUAUUAGCACAUGCCUUACACAAUACAGUUUUAAUGUACCACUUCAGAAUUUUAUUGCAACCAGGGGCAUAAUGUUUCAUAAACACAUCUUGUUGAUGGAGCAUGCAAACAUAUAGAGUACAGGUCACCUUGUCUCAACAUCUGGAAACAUCCAUUAAGUCGAGCAGAAGGGUGCUUGCUUUCAGCUCAAAAGAACUUGAGUGUGAGUGGGGUCAGACAAUUUUCAUUUUAAUCCUUCCUAUCACAGUAUCAUUGUGUAUGUUUCCUCUGUGCUUUUGUCCGGUAUGCUUGCCACAUGACAGUUGCUUGUUAAGUCUUUCAUUGCUUGUGUUGUCCGUAGAAAUGCAUGUAACAGCUAUGUUUUGGCAUUGUUAUAUUUAUUUGCUGUUUCACCGAGUUGAUGUUUGCAGGCUGAUAGAUGUAAUGUUUUGUUAUCUAGAAAACUUCUACAUGGGUAACUACUUUGUUUGUUACAUUGAAACCAUUGUUUUUAUAGCCUUAGUAAAUGACAAAGCUAUAAGUGUCUAUUUAUAUUUUUACUACAAGCAAUAUCUGUGUUUUUUUAUAAUAGAGACAGGCAAAGCCUUUCCUAUGAACACAAGGCACAUUCUAUUGAGAUUGCUUUUUAUGUUGCCACAGCAACAGGGUUGUGUGUGGGGAGGAACUUUAGUUUGCUAUCACUGAUAAUAUGUAAAAAAAAUACAUUUAUCCAUAAAAGAUUUGUUGUAGAUUAAGUUCUUAAUUUUCUAAUCUGACCUUGUGGUACCUCACCUGACCUUGUAUGGAUCAAUGUCAGAUGGUACCUCACCUGACCUUGUAUGGAUCACUGUCAGAUGAUACCUCACCUGACCUUGUAUGGAUCACUGUCGGAUGGUACCUCACCUGACCUUGUAUGGAUCACUGUCAGAUGAUACCUCACCUGACCUUGUAUGGAUCACUGUCGGAUGGUACCUCACCUGACCUUGUAUGGAUCACUGUCAGAUGGUACCUCACCUGACCUUGUAUGGAUCAAUGUCAUAUGGUACCUCACCUGACCUUGUAUGGAUCACUGUCAGAUGGUACCUCACCUGACCUUGUAUGGAUCACUGUCAGAUGAUACCUCACCUGACCUUGUAUGGAUCACUGUCGGAUGGUACCUCACCUGACCUUGUAUGGAUCACUGUCAGAUGGUACCUCACCUGACCUUGUAUGGAUCAAUGUCAUAUGGUACCUCACCUGACCUUGUAUGGAUCACUGUCAGAUGGUACCUCACCUGACCUUGUAUGGAUCAAUGUCAGAUGGUGCCUCACCUGACUUUGUAUGGAUCAAUGUCAGAUGGUACCUCACCUGACCUUGUAUGGAUCAAUGUCAGAUGGUACCUCACCUGACCUUGUAUGGAUCAAUGUCAGAUAGUACCUCACCUGACCUUGUAUGGAUCAAUGUCGGAUGGUACCUCACCUGACCUUGUAUGGAUCACUGUCGGAUGGUACCUCACCUGACCUUGUAUGGAUCACUGUCAGAUGGUACCUCACCUGACCUUGUAUGGAUCAAUGUCAGAUGGUACCUCACCUGACCUUGUAUGGAUCACUGUCAGAUGGUACCUCACCUGACCUUGUAUGGAUCAAUGUCAGAUGGUGCCUCACCUGACCUUGUAUGGAUCAAUGUCAGAUGGUACUUCACCUGACCUUGUAUGGAUCAGUGUCAGAUGGUACCUCACCAGACCUUGUAUGGAUCAGUGUCGGAUGGUACCUCACCUGACCUUGUAUGGAUCAAUGUCGGAUGGUACCUCACCUGACCUUGUAUGGAUCAAUGUCGGAUGGUACCUCACCUGACCUUGUAUGGAUCACUGUCGGAUGGUACCUCACCUGACCUUGUAUGGAUCACUGUCAGAUGGUACCUCACCUGACCUUGUAUGGAUCAAUGUCAGAUGGUACCUCACCUGACCUUGUAUGGAUCACUGUCAGAUGGUGCCUCACCUGACCUUGUAUGGAUCAAUGUCAGAUGGUGCCUCACCUGACCUUGUAUGGAUCAAUGUCAGAUGGUACCUCACCUGACUUUGUAUGGAUCAAUGUCAGGUGGUACCUCACCUGACCUUGUAUGGAUCACUGUCAGGUGGUACCUCACCUGACCUUGUAUGGAUCAAUGUCAGAUGGUACCUCACCUGACCUUGUAUGGAUCAAUGUCAGGUGAUGCUCAACUCGAUGCAUACGUUGUACUUGGUUUUAUCUAGAAUUCAAACAGGAACUUAAGACCAUCAUACAUAGAAACAAAUAUGUAUCAGAAGUGAUGUAACGCAACAGUUUGUAGUUGCUGUCAAAAAAUUCUUGCAUAUUUCAAUAUGUUAUUAAUUAAAGACAAAUUGAUUAGUGGAUGGUUCAUGGUAUUACGGUGAGAAGUAAGGAAGUUGAGUGAGGAAAAUGUAUGAUUUAAUAUUCACACAACAAUAGGAAAACUACUUACAGAAAUUUGUAGAUGGAAACAAUUGUUACUAUUUGAUGUUAAACAAAUGUUAUGUAAUUCAUAAGGAACAAUUGUUUUGUAUCACUGUGUAUUAUCAUUACUUACUGUUGUAUAAGUGUUACUUAUAUUGAAAUGAAACUGACGCAUGAAUGCAAAAUGAAAUACUAUUAUUAAAGAAAAAAAAUAUGAA
This is a messenger RNA of Ylistrum balloti, 8864 nucleotides long. RefSeq names its product DENN domain-containing protein 1B-like. Bases 124 to 3102 code for a protein of 992 amino acids. The transcript has 21 exons. Gene Ontology annotation, molecular function: phosphatidylinositol phosphate binding; guanyl-nucleotide exchange factor activity. Gene Ontology annotation, cellular component: intracellular membrane-bounded organelle; cytosol. The record is from RefSeq and is a predicted model, not a curated record. Gene Ontology annotation, biological process: endocytic recycling; endocytosis. NCBI's taxonomy places the organism in Eukaryota, Metazoa, Mollusca, Bivalvia, Pectinida, Pectinidae.